UCAGUAUUCCAGAGUCUCAAGAUUUUAUUUUUCUUUCUUUCUUUCACUUUCGAUGAUUAUAUAUUGGGUUCUUGUCGUAUUUCCAAAAGUAUAAUUAUUCUGUAAAGGGACAGGAUUAUGGUCCUUGAACUCUUUCCUCAUCAAUAUCAAAUUGCAGAGGAAUCCCUCAAAAUUCGACCGAGUCACUCAAAGCAUGGAAUCAUCAGCACCACCAAGAAAGCUUCACCUAGUAUUCGUUCCAUACCCAUCCCAAGGCCAUAUCACCCCCAUGAUGCAACUCGCCAAGCUCCUCCACUCUAGAGGCUUCCAUAUAACCUUCGUCCACACUGACUUUAACUAUCGACGCUUGCUCCGAUCUAGAGGAGCCUCCGCCGUGAUGGGCCUCCCAGGCUUUCAAUUUGAGGCCAUCUCCGACGGCCUACCACCGUCUGAUGCCGACGCCACCCAGGACAUCCCGGCGCUGUGCGAGUCGACGAGGAAGAACUGCUUGGCUCCAUUUAGAGAGCUUUUACUUCGGCUUGCAUCGACAGACCGAGUUCCGGCGGUUACCGGCAUAGUAUCGGAUGGAACAAUGACCUUCGCCAUGGAGGCUGCAAAGGAAAUAGGGGUCGCAGAGCUUCAGUUAUGGACUGCUUCCGCUUGUUCUUUCAUGGGUUAUCUCCAUUACCGUGAACUCGUCAGUAGAGGAAUUUUUCCAUUUAAAGAUGCAAACUUCAUGACCGACGGGACUCUUGAUACUCCUAUCGACUGGAUACCAGGCAUGAGAAACAUAAGGCUCAAGGACCUGCCAAGCCACAUUAGAACCACAGAUCCCAACUACAUCAUGUUCGAUUUCAUGGGCGAGGAAGCCCAUAAUUGCCUGAAAGCUUCAGCCAUCAUCUUCAACACUUUUUUUGCGUUGGAACAUGAAGUUUUAGAGGCCAUUGCAGCCAAGUUCCCUCACAUUUACACCAUCGGACCACUUCCUAUGCUAUGCGAGCAAAUGAUGGAUAACAAAGAUGAUUCACUCAAUCCAAGUUUAUGGAAGGAGGAUUCAAAAUGCAUUGAAUGGCUAGACCAAAGAGACCCCAACUCAGUUGUAUACGUGAACUAUGGAAGUGUGACAGUGAUGAGUGGGAAGAACUUGAGGGAAUUUGCAUGGGGGCUUGCCAAAAGCAACCACCCAUUUUUGUGGGUUAUACGGCCCGAUAUUGUGAUGGGUGGUGAUGAUAAAUCAACUGCAUUGCCCGAAGAAUUUUUCGAAGAAAUUAAGGGAAGGGGAUUGCUAGUGAGUUGGUGCAGCCAAGUGCAGGUGCUUCGCCAUGCUUCUGUUGGUGUCUUUCUGACUCAUUGUGGAUGGAAUUCAACGUUGGAAUCCAUCAGUGAAGGUAUUCCAGUCAUCUGCUGGCCUUUUUUCGCUGAUCAACAGACGAAUUGUCGAUAUGCUUGUGCUCAUUGGGGGAUCGGAAUGGAGGUUGAUAAUGAGGUGAAGUGCGAAGAGGUUGCGAGCACUGUUAAGGAGAUGAUGGAAGGAGAUGGAGGGAAGAAGAUGAGGAGCAAGGCCAAGGAAUGGAAGGAGAAAGCAGAAGAGGCCAUUGGCAUUGGGGGAUCAUCUUACAAUAAUUUUGACAAGUUGAUGAAGGAGCUAGUUUUAUAGACUAAUUAAUUAAGAUCACAAUUUGUUUCCUCUGUACAAUAGUUUUAUUGAUCUAUAUAUAGGUGAAUUUUAAUGCCUCCUCCUAGUAGCGUUUUGGGGGGGGUGGGGGGGGGGGGGGGGGGGGUGGGGGGGGCACCUUAUUUAAAAGUAGAAUGAGCUCAAAAGAGUUGGGGAAUUGUGGAACUUUAACAUAUUUUAUCUAAACUUCUUGGUUGGAACAAUCACUUUCAGAAGGCAUUACGUCAUGGGAAUUUUAGAGCUUAUUUGGUUGGGUGCUUAGACAUCUUUAAUUACUUAGAAUAUUAUUGCAUGUAUUAGUUUUAGAAAGAAAGAAUCAUCACUAAUUAACCAGGAGACCAUCCUUGAACAGAGUUGAAUUAGGCAAAUACAAGUGAAUAUUAUGAAUUGUUGUAUAGCUGGAAACUCAUUGUAAAAAAAAAAAAAAAAAAAAAACAUUUAA
Molecule: messenger RNA, 2096 nt
Organism: Diospyros lotus (date-plum)
Lineage: Eukaryota; Viridiplantae; Streptophyta; Magnoliopsida; Ericales; Ebenaceae
Product: linamarin synthase 1-like
Exons: 2
Coding region: 194-1636 (480 amino acids)
Molecular function (GO): UDP-glycosyltransferase activity
Source: RefSeq, a predicted model, not a curated record